UGAUGAAAGCAUAUUCGUAAUUGUAAACUGAAAUAUGUCAGACAAUACGAGUAAAAACAUUGAAAGGACAUACUUUCUUAGGACUAUAUGCAUGUAUAUGGACCUAACAAAAGACACUCUUCUUCAGUUGUUUAAACAUUUAAUCAAAAGUGAAAAUAUUACAAAGUUCUUGACUGACAAAGAUACAAAAGCGAAACUACGAGAUUUGUUUAAGAAUGGUGUCCUGAAUAAAAAUGAAUACACUCUUGUAAGUUCCACAUGGCCGGAACCUGAAAAAUUUGAUAUCGCAUUGUUAAUAAGGCUUUUCCUAGGAUUAUGCAGGGAUAGAAUAUUAGGACCACAGCUAGGAUGGCAUACCAAGCCACAACCUAUGGAUGCAUCUCUUGGUGCAGACCUGCUUCGUUUAAGAAAUACCAGGAAUAAAUUGAUUGGUCAUAGAGAAAGUGCAAAACUGGAUGAAGCAGAAUACAUUCACAUUUUCAAUAAAAUGGAAGCAAUAUUAGUAAGGAUAUUUGCAGCUUUCGAUCAAGAAAAGAUGGGUAGUAUAAAGAAGACAUUUCGCGAGUAUAAGGACUUAUAUUUUGAAACUGAGAAUGGGAAAAUAAGGAGACAUCUUGAUGAGCUCGCAGAAGCAGACAACGCAACAAAGAGGCUGCAGACGCAAGUUGAGGAAUUGUUGAAGAAAUCAAAAGAAUUUCAGACUUUUUUUAAGACAACACCUGAGCGAUUUGUUCGAUACGUCAAGCUGCUUUUUGAUGGAGGUGGAACCACUCUUCGUGGUAUUCUAGAGAGAGAAUUGACAAUAGCAGAGAAGAGUCUCGAUUUUCUGAUUUCCGAAAACAAAGAGAUUCUUUUACAAACAAUGCACGAAGAAUAUCAUCAUUUUCUUUUCCCAAAAGGAUCUGGUGAAAUAGACCACAAUUGUUGGGAUAUUGGCCUCCUAGCAUCUGUCAUUCUCUUGAUAUUUACCGAUUUAAAGAUGGAUGAGAUAAAUAAAAUUGAAGAAAUAAAAGUUGCAAGACAAAACUAUGCAAUGCACGCUAUAAGCUGCUUAGAUGCUGACGAAUUCCUUGAAAUUUGGACAGAUUUAAUCAGUAGUCUUAAACAUCUUUCAAUGGAAAUUGAAGAAGGAAAGAAACUUUACAUUGAGAAUCUUAUUGUCCGCUACAAGAAAAAAUGCAAUGAAGGUGAUGCAGAUGAUUAUUUAGACCAGCUCAGAAAAGCUGGAGCUCCAGUUAAGACAUUGGAAUGCGUUUACAAUGGUAAACUCAUAUUUUAA
Messenger RNA from Ruditapes philippinarum (Manila clam), 1279 nucleotides. RefSeq lists its product as uncharacterized. NCBI's taxonomy places the organism in Eukaryota, Metazoa, Mollusca, Bivalvia, Venerida, Veneridae. The coding region runs from base 35 to 1279 and encodes 414 amino acids. The transcript has 3 exons. The record is from RefSeq and is a predicted model, not a curated record.